This is a messenger RNA of Petromyzon marinus (sea lamprey), 1305 nucleotides long. RefSeq names its product exosome complex exonuclease RRP44-like. Gene Ontology annotation, cellular component: cytoplasmic exosome (RNase complex); nuclear exosome (RNase complex). Gene Ontology annotation, molecular function: 3'-5'-RNA exonuclease activity; RNA binding; endonuclease activity. Gene Ontology annotation, biological process: nuclear mRNA surveillance of mRNA 3'-end processing; rRNA catabolic process. Lineage: Eukaryota; Metazoa; Chordata; Hyperoartia; Petromyzontiformes; Petromyzontidae. The record is from RefSeq and is a predicted model, not a curated record.
AUCUAACCCAAAAAACCUGUAUUAUGGAUGAUAUUGGUCACGAAAGCCUACGUGUUAAACUCACUGCACAAAAUACCACCAAAUUACAUUGCACAAAAUAUGGUUAAAUUCCAGCUUUGAGAAUUAAAAAAAUAUCAAUUUUGCUGUCUUUGGGUGAGCGUAACCCUCAGUGGUCAUCGGGAGCCACGUAGACAUCUGUUGAGUUCUGGCUUGGGCUUGGAUCAGGCGUGGGCAUUGUGUAAUUGCGAGGACCCCAUGGUUCACCCGUGGUGUGUUCAUCGUAUCCCCGCAGGCGUCUCUGACGUACGCAGAGGCUCAGCUAAUGAUGGACGACGCCGGGCGGAAGGACCCAGUCACCAGCAGCUUGCGUGGCCUCAACUCCCUGGCCAAGAUCCUCAAGCAGAGGCGCAUUCAAAACGGGGCAUUGACUCUGGCAUCCCCUGAGGUCCGAUUCCACAUGGACAGCGAAACCCAUGACCCGAUCGACCUGCAGACCAAGGAACUCAAGUGAGUCUCGUCAACAAGACACCUCCCAUGACUGCAAUCCGACUGUUGUGCAGAUCUCUCUAUCAGAAUCAAAAUAUAUAUUUCUACUGGAAGAAUCCGAUGAGCUAUAAAGCUCUUUUUUCACAGAUGUCCAGUUGGGGCAGGUCACAACGUUACAACAACAAACAAUACAAGCACACGUUAGGAUUGCAAAGUAUUGGAAAGGUAAACAAAUAACUUAAACAAAUAUACAAAUAAAACUAAACUAUUUUUAUCUUACCAAGUAAAACCCUGACCACAAAUGAUAGCUGAACAAAGUGGCUUAUCACGUGGGAAAUUUAUUAUCAGCAAAAUAAUCUAAGAUAAAGAAUCUUGACCCUUGUGGUUGAUGUGUUGUGGUGGCGGAAACUGGUGCAUGUACACAGGGAGACCAACUCGAUGGUGGAGGAGUUCAUGUUGCUCGCCAACGUCUCCGUGGCGGAGCGCAUCGUAGACGAAUUCCUCGAGUGUGCGUUGCUCCGACGCCACCCGGCGCCUCCGCCUUCCAACUACGACAUCUUGGUGAAGGCGGCGAAAUCAAAGAACAUCGAGAUCCAGGUGGACUCGGCUAAGGCGUUGGCCGAGUCCCUGGACCGGGCGGCGGUGCCGGGAGCGCCAUCAUACCUCAACACUCUGCUGCGCAUCCUGGCCACGCGCUGCAUGAUGCAGGCCAUCUACUUCUGCUCCGGCAUGGAGCCCGACACCCACCACUACGGGCUCGCCACCGCCAGCUACACCCACUUCACAUCGCCCAUUCGACGGUGACAUGCUCUGGCGUCA